Molecule: messenger RNA, 3135 nt
Organism: Penicillium brevicompactum
Lineage: Eukaryota; Fungi; Ascomycota; Eurotiomycetes; Eurotiales; Aspergillaceae
Product: TMCO4 family protein
Exons: 2
Coding region: 1-3135 (1044 amino acids)
Source: RefSeq, a predicted model, not a curated record
AUGACCGCGGCCUCGGGUGUCAGCGUAGACACCUCCGAACAUUCUAUACCCUCCCUACCGAACGCCACCGAUCCCUCUCAGCAACCCACCCGGGACGACUCCCCCACUGGUCACAGUGAAAAACAGACAUGCAGUGCGGCGCCGAAACCCGGGCUCUCGGAGUCUGUCCCUGAAACCCACCAGCAGUCUUCUCAAGCAUUGGGCGAUGUUGACGACUUUGGACUUCCGAUUCGAACACGCCGCAUACCCGACCCAAUUCCUACCGAGCCCGCCCCAGACGAAAAUGCGGGCCAUGACUCUCAGGUGACCGCGGGGUCGACAACAUAUAGCGAUGCCGUGAAGAAGACAGCAGCACCGGAUCCGAAGCAGGAAGAACCUGUGCAAGAGAUAUCCUCGAAGCCGGUACCUCAAAAACCAGAGGCUGGUGGCUCUGAGACUCAGGAAGCUUCCCCUGCGCCCGCAGAGAACCCGCAGACCACCAGAUCUCCCGACCAACCCCGAUCCUCAAUCUCAAAGCAGAAGCCUGCGCAGGUGUCGGAAUGGUCACAUCAGCGACUUGCUCGGCCCGGUGCGCACCAGCCUGAGAGUGACGAGGAAGAGGAGGAGCCCGAUGAAUGGACUUCUAUGCCCGCCCUCGGAGAAUUUGACUAUUACGACGAUUAUGGGAGGCUCAUUGCCCGCGGUGCCAAAGAAGAAGGCGAUGAGGCUGUAUACCAAGGACUGGGAGGGGCCGGAAGGGGAUAUACUCGAGUUCAGCUUGACGAAGACGCCCAGUCUGCGACCAGUCUUGAUGAAGAUACGAGCUACCUUUUCCGGGAAGCAGGUGGCAACUCUGCCGGGCUUGUCGGAGAGGAACUGCGAGACUCCAUCAGCCAGCUCCAAGCUACGAAAGAUCUUCUCAAUGAGACCCAGAAGAUCGCCUAUGUAGGUGUUGUCCGGCUGUCGAUUCAUGCUAUGAACCGCGAUCUGGCAUCAAUUGCCACCACAAAAUCCACCCGCAAAACCAUGCAGAAGGCUUCAGAUGCUAUGCGAAAGUGGGGCCAGGCGAUCAUGGCUCGCGUCUAUACCCACAUGGACAUCGAUGCUGCUGAGCAGAUCAUGAUUGAGCAACUUGCAGGUCACGGAGUACAGCCUGAAGAUCUCGUUCCACCUCUCAUGCAGAAUGCAAGAGUGAAGAACCCCAUGGCGGAAAGCGAGCCCAAAACCUCUAUAUCUAGUCUGAAAGGAGAUCGUCUAUCUAGUAGGCUCUCUGGAGAGACCGAUUCUUCUGAACCUCCACCGCCGUACGAAGCUCACGAAACAGAAGAGCCCCCAGAAGUUACGACUCCGUCUCAAAUGCCUACCUCCGACCGAAUAGACAUCGAUCUCCGUUGGACAGUCCUUUGUGACCUGUUCCUGGUACUUAUCGCAGACUCAGCAUAUGACGCACGCUCACGAACCCUCUUGGAAAAGGUGGGUUCAGCGCUGGAAGUGACAUGGUUGCAGAUCUCGCGGUUCGAAAAGCGUGUUACAGACUCCCUAGAAAUGCAAGAGCAAGCCGAGAAAGAGAAUUGGGACGAGUCGGACCAUAUGGAAAAACGUCGCAAGAUGGCUUUGAAGCGAAAAUAUAUGAUCAUGGGACUUGCUACCGUGGGUGGUGGUUUGGUCAUUGGCCUCUCUGCUGGAUUACUCGCGCCAGUGAUUGGAGCCGGUCUUGCAGCUGGCUUCACCACUGUGGGUAUCUCUGGAACAAGUGCGUUCCUGGGAGGAGCUGGUGGCACUGCCUUGAUUGCCUCCAGCGCGACUUUGGGUGGAAGUACUAUUGGAAUGAGAGCUUCACACCGACGUACGGGUGCUGUCUCGACUUUCGAGUAUCGACCCCUGCACAACAAUAAGAAGGUGAACUUGAUUGUGACGGUCUCGGGAUGGAUGACUGGCAAAGUUGAUGAUGUUCGGCUGCCAUUCAGUACUGUAGACCCCAUCAUGGGAGAUAUCUAUUCCGUUCUUUGGGAGCCUGAGAUGCUUCGAAGUAUGGGUGACACUAUCAACAUUUUGGCAACAGAGGCACUGACCCAAGGUCUGCAACAAGUCCUGGGUAGCACCGUGCUAAUGGCCCUGAUGGCGUCGCUGCAACUACCACUUGUUCUCACAAAACUUGCAUACCUAAUCGACAAUCCCUGGAUUGUUUCACUGGCACGCGCCAAUUCGGCGGGCCUUGUCAUGGCCGACUCUCUUCAAGAGCGCAAUCUUGGCAACCGGCCUGUGACAUUGCUAGGCUUCUCACUUGGCGCUCGCGUCAUCUUCUCUUGCCUCAAAGAACUGGCUGACAAGGGUGCCCAUGGAUUGAUCCAGAAUGUAUACUUGUUCGGGUCACCUGUGGUCGCGAACAAGGAUGAGUACCUCAAAGCUCGCAGUGUUGUGUCGGGUCGCUUCGUGAACGGCUAUGCUACCAACGACUGGAUUUUGGGCUACCUAUUCCGCGCCACCAGUGGUGGCAUCAUGAAGGUUGCCGGUCUUGCUGCAGUGGAGGGCAUUCCUGGCAUUGAAAAUUUUGACAUUACUUCACUUGUGAACGGCCACAUGGACUACCGUACCGCCAUGCCUCGUAUUCUGAGAGAGGUUGGUUGGGAGGUUCUCGAGGAUGAAUUCGCCGAAAUUGAGGAUCCAGACCCCGAUAACCACGCCGAGCGACAGCGUGAAUUGAUUCGUGAGAUCGAUGAAGCUCGCCGGGAGGCAGAAGCCAAGCCCGAGAAGAAGCGAUUCGGUCUCUUCAAACGCGGCAAGAUGGCAGAGAAGAAGAAAUGGGAGACCUACGAUGUUGAUCGAAACAACACCUCGGACGAAACGGCCGAUCUCAACAGCAGUCCCGGUACCGUUCUCUUCGACAUCGAGGCCAUUCGAGCGGAGCUGCACUCAGAGGCAAUCGAAGUCAAAGAAUUAGAGUCGACCAUGCCUGUAAUGAAGGUGGAUCUAAACACUCCACCUAAAACUACUCAGCCCUCUCCCACCCUCAAGGAGCCAAAGUCCCCUGAUUUGCCACCAGUCCCUCGGGCAGUCUCGACUCCAUUGCCUGUCGAAAAACCCUCCCCUUACGAGCCUCCAAAGCAUGAUGAAGCCGAAUUGACCUUCGACACAUCAUUCCAUGAUUCCCCCUAA